AUGGAGAUGGGACAUAGGGGAGGAAUGACUCACACCAAAGUCCUUAUGGUGACAAAGACCCUACUCCUGAUCACAGCACAGCAUCAUGGUUUGCCAGAACCCAAUAAAGACCACAUCUUCGAAGGCCUGACGCAGGACCAGGGGUUUUACACAUCCAAAGACUUUUUGCCACUUGUCGCCAAAGGCAGUAAAGCAGGAAUGUGCGCCUGUCACUCUCCAUUGCCAUCGAUACGGGGAGCCGUGAUUGUACUUGGAGCUGGAGACACUGCCUUUGACUGUGCAACGUCUGCCCUACGUUGCGGAGCCCGCCGUGUGUUCAUCGUCUUCAGAAAAGGCUUUGUUAAUAUAAGAGCUGUCCCCGAGGAGAUGGAGCUUGCUAAGGAAGAGAAGUGUGAAUUUUUGCCUUUUCUAUCCCCACGGAAGGUUUUAGUAAAAGGUGGGAGAAUUGUGGCUAUGCAGUUUGUUCGGACAGAGCAAGAUGAAACUGGAAAAUGGAAUGAGGAUGAAGACCAGAUCGUCCACCUGAAAGCUGAUGUAGUCAUCAGUGCCUUUGGUUCAGUUCUCAGUGACCCUAAAGUAAAAGAAGCUUUGAGUCCUAUAAAAUUUAACAGAUGGGAUCUCCCCAAAGUAGAUCCAGAAACUAUGCAAACCAGUGAACCAUGGGUGUUUGCAGGUGGUGAUGUUGUUGGCAUGGCUAACACCACAGUGGAAUCAGUGAAUGAUGGAAAGCAAGCUUCCUGGUAUAUGCACAAAUAUAUUCAGUCACGAUAUGGAGCUUCAGUUUCUCCCAAGCCUGAACUACCGCUCUUUUACACUCCUAUUGAUCUGGUGGACAUUAGUGUGGAAAUGGCUGGACUGAAGUUUAUAAAUCCCUUUGGUCUUGCUAGUGCAACUCCAGCUACCAGCACGUCAAUGAUCCGAAGAGCUUUUGAAGCUGGAUGGGGUUUUGCCCUAACCAAAACUUUCUCUCUUGAUAAGGACAUUGUGACUAAUGUUUCACCCAGAAUCAUCCGGGGGACCACCUCUGGCCCCAUGUAUGGCCCUGGACAAAGCUCCUUCCUGAAUAUUGAACUCAUCAGUGAGAAAACGGCUGCAUAUUGGUGUCAAAGUGUCACUGAACUAAAGGCUGACUUUCCAGACAAUAAACCGCCGGGAGCGGCCACUACUUGGCUUCCGGCCUUGCCGCGGCUGCCCUCAGCGCCGGGUCGGACCGCACAGCCCCGCUGCCGAGACUCGGUGUCCAGCGACUGGG
This is a messenger RNA of Galeopterus variegatus (Sunda flying lemur), 1252 nucleotides long. RefSeq names its product dihydropyrimidine dehydrogenase [NADP(+)]-like. Gene Ontology annotation, biological process: uracil catabolic process; thymine catabolic process. Gene Ontology annotation, molecular function: uracil binding; NADP binding; iron-sulfur cluster binding. Gene Ontology annotation, cellular component: cytosol. NCBI's taxonomy places the organism in Eukaryota, Metazoa, Chordata, Mammalia, Dermoptera, Cynocephalidae. The record is from RefSeq and is a predicted model, not a curated record. The transcript has 8 exons. The annotation marks the transcript as partial.